Messenger RNA from Xyrauchen texanus (razorback sucker), 4284 nucleotides. Its product is annotated as protein zyg-11 homolog. The record is from RefSeq and is a predicted model, not a curated record. Gene Ontology annotation, molecular function: protein binding. The transcript has 16 exons. Gene Ontology annotation, cellular component: Cul2-RING ubiquitin ligase complex. NCBI's taxonomy places the organism in Eukaryota, Metazoa, Chordata, Actinopteri, Cypriniformes, Catostomidae. The coding region runs from base 387 to 2606 and encodes 739 amino acids.
CGUUUCCCGUGUAACGACCUUGUUUACUUUUCAAGACGUCGCUGCCGUUUCCUCCCGAUAUAAAACCCGUCAAAAUGCUCAUUGACAUCACUUAAUGAGCGGAGAACGUCAGCACGGACCGUUUCCAUAUUAAAGAUCCACGGAAGGACAAUGCGAACGAGAACAAGAGCAUUCUGUGGAUAUCCAGCGGGCCCGUUUACUUCUAAAUACCAACAAGUAGCAUCUGUGAGGAUUUUAAGGCAGAUGAUUGCAGGCUAACAUACUAAGAAGCUAAAAGCUGUUCAAUCUUAUUGUGCGUUUCAUCUACACGUCAACUUACCUGCGAUCAUCAACAUAACACGAGUUUCUUGCAUUUUGAGGCCUUUAUAAUCCACCUAUUUGAGACCAUGGAUGAGGCAUCGCCGCCGUCUCUGACCGAUCUGUGCAUAACUCUGGUGAGCUCCAGGCUCGAGCUCUUCUGCGAGAAGCAUGAUGAUGGCUCUCUGUCCUUCCGCGAGCCUCUGGUCUUUCCACAGGAGCUGGCCGACCAACUGCUUUGCAAGAUGGCAACUGAGGGCCUACUUAAUGACAGUACAGUGGCAAUCUUUCGAAGCGGCCAGCAGUUCCGGUUGCGUCAUGCCAGCAUCCGCACUGCUCGAAUCUCUGCAGAGGCCUUCCAUCGCGCUCUCUGCCCCCACCGCCUCGUGGAGCUAGACGCCUCACGGGUCAAUGCAGACCUCACAAUUGCUGAUAUCCUUCAGGGCCUCUCAUCCAAUAAAUUCCUGCAGGACAGCCUGCAGCGGCUCAUCCUCAAUGGCCUGACCAUGUCCUCUCUGGAGGAACCCAGCCGACGUUGUUUCAGUGCCAUGCAAGGGCUUCGGGCACUCAGCGUGUCCAACGUUGACUUCUACGACUCAGGCUUGGUGGAUGUGUGCACGCUGCCGCGUCUGGAGAGUUUGGAUAUCUCCAACACAUCAGUGACUAACCUGACCCCGCUCCUGGGCUUGAGAAACAGGCUACGCUACCUCACCAUGCACCAGCUCAAGAGGCUGGAGAUGACCACAGCUCAACUGUUAGCUGUGCUGAGCCAGCUGGAGGGUUUACAGCACCUUGAUAUCUCAGACGAUAAGCAGUUCACAUCUGACGUGGCACGGCAGCUGCUGGAGACUCCUGGCAUUCUGCCUCAGCUAGUGUCACUGGACGUAUCCGGCCGCAAGCAGGUGACUGAUGCAGCGGUCAGGGCUUUCAUGGAGGCGAGACCAGGCAUGACCUUUGUCGGUCUGCUGGCCACUGAUGCCGGAUUCUCUGACUUCUUGUCUGGAGAGGGCAGUUUAAAGGUGACUGGGGAGGCCAAUGAAACGCAGAUCUGCGAGGCAUUAAGGAGGUACAGUGAGAGAGAGGGGUUUGUCAGAGAGGCUCUGUUCCACCUAUUCAGCCUCACUCACGCUAUAGAGAAAUCACGACCUGACAUCCUGAAGUUGGUAGCAUUGGGAAUGAAGAAUCAUCCAACCACGUUGAAUGUUCAGCUGGCAGCAAGUGCCUGUGUGUUUAACCUCACCAAACAGGAACUGGCUUUUGGAAUCCCAGUUCGACUUUUGGGGAACAUCACAGAGCUCUUACUAGAAGCCAUGAAGACCUUCCCCAACCACCAACAGUUGCAGAAGAACUGCCUGCUCUCUCUCUGCAGUGAUCGUAUCCUGCAGGAGGUUCCCUUUAACAGGUUUGAAGCUGCCAAGCUGGUAAUGCAGUGGCUGUGUAAUCACGAAGACCAAAACAUGCAGAGGAUGGCCGUAGCUAUUAUAUCCAUCCUCGCUGCUAAGUUGUCCACUGAGCAAACCGCACAAUUGGGAGCAGAGCUCUUUAUCGUGAAGCAACUUCUUCACAUCGUGCGGCAAAAGACAUGUCAGGUAACGGUUGACGCCACGUUAAAGUUCACGCUCAGCGCUCUGUGGAACCUCACAGAUGAAUCUCCCACAACUUGCAGACACUUCAUAGAGAACCAGGGACUGGAGCUCUUCAUCAAAGUACUGGAGUCCUUCCCAUCAGAGUCGUCCAUUCAACAGAAGGUCCUGGGUUUACUGAAUAAUAUCGCUGAGGUGGGGGAGCUGCACGGCGAGCUGAUGGUGCAAAGUUUUCUGGAUCAUAUCCGUUCUCUGCUGCACAGUCCGGAGGUGGAGGUCAGCUAUUUCGCCGCAGGCAUCCUGGCCCACCUCACCUCACGAGGAGAGAAAGUCUGGACCCUCGACCUAUACCUCAGAACCACGCUACUGGAGCAACUGCAUUCUGCAAUUCUGAAGUGGCCAACGCCGGACUGUGAGAUGGUAGCGUACAGGUCGUUUAACCCUUUCUUCCCAUUAUUGAAGUGCUUCCAGACCCCAGGAGUUCAGUUAUGGGCUGCAUGGGCCAUGCAGCACGUCUGCAGCAAAAAUGCCGGGCGUUACUGCAGCAUGUUACUGGAGGAGGGAGGACUGCAGCAGCUAGAGGCCGUGAGGUCUCAUUCUGAAACCCACAGCGACGUACGCCGAUUGGUUGACAGCAUCCUAGACAGUUUACACCAUCAUAGAACACGCACGGGAUAUACAGAGCCACCCAAAAUUCACACACACAGAGAAAAAAGCAUUCCAUGACACCGCUUAUUCUCUUCUGGUCUCUGAAUAGGAUGCAGCAAAUAAAACUGGAAGCUUUUUGUAUGUGUAUAUGUUCACUUGUGCCCGUCUGUAUGAAAACGACACUCUGCUGCCCGUCCUGUACCGAGGGGCAUGUGGAUGAGUCACUUUGCAUCUGUUUGCACACUGUGGAAUGUGUUAUUUAUUUGACAUAAGAAUAAGAAAUAUGUCUUUUCUCUGUGACCUGAGAAAAUGUUUAAUUAGAUGGGCAGCAGCUAAGACUGUGUUUGUGCUGAAACGUGGGACAAGGGAGUAUGUGUGUGUUUAAAUGUGUAUGUGCAUGUCUGCAUGUGUGCUAAGAGCCUGUGCAAAGCAUGCUUUGUAUUCAUAUUCAGAUUUGCAACCCCAUAGGAAUUAAGUUUAUAUGACAGAUUUCUGUCCCAUUAGACAUAAACGGCAAUACUUCUACUAAACCGAUUUAGAAAUACAUGGACUUUUAAGUUCUGUCUUAUUGACAUUUAGUGUGUGUGUGAGUGGUAAAAUUGAUCUGGUGUCUGCACGUGAGAUGACUGCUUGCCAUUUUUGUAUACUACUUGUCAGUGCAUUGGACAGCAUGAAUGCUUUGGGGAUGAUGUAUUUUUUUUAGACUGUGUAUGGACUGUGGCAGAUGACUGUGUUAUCCUUGUCUGUGUGUUGUGUUGCAUGAAACAAUUACGAUCCACAUUUAAGUUAGUUUAAAAAAUGGUACAAAAUAUACUCAAAAGCUCAGAUGGAUUAUUCAAAGAUCCCUCAAAAACCCUGAGCUCUUCAGAAGCUGAUCCAUGACAUUGUCGGAGCAGAUUCAAAUCAAAGCUUUUGCCUUCAGAUUUUCUUUAUUGCACAUUUCUGUUGAGGCAAAGCCGGAGCUUGUCAAUAAUUGGAUCGUUGCCUCGUAAACCACUUGGAGAAAUCAAGCAGCACGCUGUGACUGUAGACGGUAAAGCGGAAGCAGGCAAACAGCACCUUGUAAAGAAGUUCAGUUCAACUCACGAAACCGAAAAGUUUGACUUACAUUAACGCCAAUCAGCUGUUAACUGACAAGUUCAACUGGUUUCAGCAUGAUUGAAAAAGUUGCAAUUUACAAAUGAUACUUUGUUCCAUCUGUAUGCCAGUGAAUUAAUUAAGCUAUUUUAUAUAUAAAUAUGAUGGGGGUUUUUCCAUGGAUGUUUAUGCUUUUUUUCGUUGCAUGGAUUUGUUUUUGUGUUCAUAACUGGGCCAUGUAUUACGAUGAAAUAUUCACAACAAACGUAUGCUUUGUUCCAGACGGCCUUGUGUUAUGAAGCCAUUUUUAAAAACUGCAUGGUCUAAGUACAUGCAUUUUAAUUUUCUUGCCAAUGCACUUGGGAGACUUUUGCAACUUUAGGCAGUUUUAUGCACUGCAGUGCAUAACAUCACUGCCUCUUUUUGGAUUAAGUUUCAACGUUAAAUUACAUUUCAUUAUGUCUUAACAUAUCACUUCUUUAAUCGGACCAAAUGAUUUCCAGGUUAACCAAACUCUCGUGUACAUGGCCCUCUGUAAAGAUGUAUUUUUGCUCUGCAGUACUAGUUAUUUUCCUCAGUCAGUGUUGAAUGGGUUCACAGUGUCAAAGCUACAGUGUCAUACUACUGCUCCUAUUCCAAUUUAUGCAAAAUCAUCUGUUGGGGAAUAAACAAUGUAAAC